This is a messenger RNA of Lasiosphaeria miniovina, 1669 nucleotides long. RefSeq lists its product as uncharacterized. The record is from RefSeq and is a predicted model, not a curated record. The coding region runs from base 1 to 1482 and encodes 493 amino acids. The transcript is spliced from 3 exons. Lineage: Eukaryota; Fungi; Ascomycota; Sordariomycetes; Sordariales; Lasiosphaeriaceae. Gene Ontology annotation, molecular function: RNA-DNA hybrid ribonuclease activity; nucleic acid binding.
AUGGCGGGCAAACGCGCACUCGAGCAGGGCGAAAGCCCACCAAGCAAAAAACGGCUCAGGCUGAUUGAGCCUACGUCUGCGCUAGCCCAGCCUUUGGCAGCCCCGCCAGCAGCCAAUACAGUGAGCGCCCAGCUUGCUGAAGCCCAGCCCGUGGCAGCCCAGCCCGUGGCAGCCCAACCGGUGGCAGCCCAGCCCGUGGCAGCCCAGCCCACGCCGCCCCAACCCUCGCUGUCCCACCCCGCGGGAGCACCCUCAGCUUCCUCGUCUCGCCCACCUCUCCCGGUCCCUCCAUCACAUGUUCCGGGUCCCCAUGGCUUGCUCGCGCCUCCAGUUCCUGGCGCGGCGGCGAUAGCGAUGCAGGAAUUCAAUGUCGUCUCAGCUUAUGAGUAUCCGAGCAUCGUAAUCUUUUGCGAUGCAUCCGUCUCCCUCGCCGAUGCCUACACGUUGCCAGGCGGCCUUGGGAUUGUCUUUCGUCGAUUCGCCCCCGGCACUGUGGACCAUGGGAAAGAGGUCCGAAUGGCCUGGUCCGUCGACGCUGUUUAUGACAGCAAUCUGGCCGAGGGCUUGGCGUUCUUGCAGGCACUAGACACCUGCAUCAAAGAGCUGCGUAGCGGCGCGGCGCUCCUUACGGCAGUGGGCCGUCGGAUCAAGUCGGUCACGGUCACCCUGUUCAAUGAUUCCAGUGCGGUUAGAGGCUUCAUCGGAUCUGGAGCGAACCCCUGGGGAAAGUUUGGGGCCGAAGUCGGACUGCUCAUCCUCGCUAUUGAGUCCAAGAUUACUGCUCUGGAGCAGCUCUUCCUCCCCACCGCCAAAGUCGAGCUUCGCAGGAGAUGGGUUCCUGGUCAUAGCAAAAACUUGCCCCCGGAGGCCAGGGCUGAUAGAUUGGCAUUGUCGGCGAGAAAGAGCCAGAUGUCGCGCCGUGACGUGGUGCACGCAGGUGGAAAGAUCACCAGGACUCAACUUAACCCUAGCGAUUGCGUAUUUUCCAGUGUCCAUGCUAUUUUCAAUAACCAGCAUCUGGAUUCCUUACGAGCCCAGAUUGCUCGCACAACCACCCAGAGGGCCAGCGCGAUGGUUAACCCGUCUGCCGCCGUGGACGCGUCUCUUUCCGCCGUGGACGCGCCUCAUGCCGUGGUGGACGAGUCUACAACGGCGGGAGACUCGUCUACCGCCGCUGUGGUUUCGUCUGGUGCCUUUGUGGACUCGACUCCUACUACUUGGAAUUGGCCUGUGGUUGCCGGCCUCGCUGGAAUGAUGGACACGGUGGCAGAGGACGUGGGCCUGUGGCAGAAGGUUGCCAUGUCACACUCACUUGGCAAAAACUUUGUCAUCAACGAUGGCAAGUUGACUAUCGAUCUUAGUUAUCUGUUGGGCAGCUGCCACAAGAUCAUGGGAUACAUGGGCGAACAGAUUGCUCUGCUGCUCGGAGAACCAAGACGUCGCAUUUUUAUCACUGCUGGCGUUACAGCAAAUGGAGUGUAAGUUUCGGGAAUGGGGAUAGUGCGGAGUAGUCUAUCAGCGGAUGUACGGGCGCCGUCAGUGUACAGUUGCUCAUUAUAGGCGAGUAGACAGUUCCAAUAUAGAAGCCUACGAUGUAGCCUAGCGAAACCUGGUCAGCAGCCAUCCUCGCAAGCAAAUUGAAUCCUGGGGCUUAGCUCUUUUAAUACGC